AUGCCCGCUCCCCUGAAUCUUGACGCCAAAUACACCGACGCCUUGAUUCAGGCCAUCUUGGACCGGCAUGCCGUCCUUCUCGAGGGCAACGAAAGCCGCCGUCUUGACCGGAAUCGACAGCGAAGCCAGGCUUGGGAAGAAGUCAAGAACCUUGUGCAACCCAUGAUUGAUAAACCAUUAACCGUUGAGGCUGUGAAAAGCACUUUUAAACAUCGACAGAUGAAGAUUAAGCGGAUGCUACAAUCUAUAAAGGAGUAGGUCUUAAGAGUUUUUACUGCUUGAAUCUAUGCUUCCGAUUCUAUUAUUUAUAUUGUAGUGAUAACACGGAUUCUGACGCAUGGCAACGGCUCCCGGAAUUAAGUGGUUUAAGCCAGGCCGAAACUCGACUUUUCCAUUACCUUUCCAGCUUCCAGGCGCCGAAGGAAGACACGGAUCUGGUGGUGGAAGAAGAUGCCAAAGGAUUUCCCAUGAAUUCGUCAGCUAUCCUGAGAAGUUUGUUAGCUUUGGAUGAAAAUGAAAACCGGCCUCAAAAAAGAAAUCAUGAGGAAGACGAGGCGUCAGAAUGCAGUAGAAAGAGUGCCAAACACGAUGGGAACACAUUGAUGGACUUACUAACCAAAAACGUAUGUGUUUCUCUUCUUAUAUCAAUACUUUUCUACAUAAAUAUUACGUAACAUUUCCAGUCACCAGAGUCAUCAAACGAAGAUUCCAACAACGAAAAUGCUGAAAAUAAUAAAGAAUACGACAUAGAGAGUGUCAUCUCGGAUAAAGAAUUCCUAUCCAAUUUUAAUAUUCCCCAUCUAAGCACAGCCCUCGAAGUAUCGGCCACACCCAUCAAUUACGCCUCUUCGAAUCACAGCGAACAAGACAGUAUUGUGCCUGAGGCCGUUAUCAAUGCGGUAGUCGAUAGGAAAGCAAUUCUUCUGGAAGAUAACAUGAGCAGGAAAGCGUGCCGGAACAGACAACGUUGUGAUGCCUGGGAAGAGGUUAGACAAGUCGCGGAAAAUGCUUCGACCAGUGGAUCUGUGACCUUAGACAUGGUAAAAGGAAUAUUCAAGUACAGACAAAUGAAGAUCCGCAGGAUUUACGAGGAAUACCAGAAGUAAGGAGGAUAUCAGGCUUUAAAACCAUACCUUUCGGGAUAUCGUUUAAUAAUGUUGUUCAGCAAGACCUUGGACAUCCAGAAAUAUAAUCUCUCAGAGGCGGAGCAACGUCUUUUCAAUUGGUACUGCACAUAUCAACCCCCCACACAUCACAGAUCCUCUAAUCAGUCCGAGCCGAAUGCCAAUGACAGUGCCCAAAGCGAGCGACCCAAAUCUCCCGAGAUAAAUAAUUUCGAUUCGUCUAAUUUGUUGAGCUUUUUGAAUCAGCCUCAGAACAUUCCAGAUGUCAGCAUCUUACACCUUCAGAAAGAAGUUUUACAAGUAUGUCCCAAUGUAAUUAUCGUAUUCCUGUCCGUGUAUAUGCACAUUUUUAUGGGCGAGGGACGUGGUUAUAUUUAAUUAUGUGAAAGGCACCUGUUUCAGAGUCAGAAAGAGCUGUUUGUUGAGCAAACAAAGAUGUGUCAGGCCCUGGUCACAACUCUGAAUGGCUUCGUCAACUGGCUGAACAACAACCAACUCAAAAACAAUCAUUGUAAGCAGUGUCAUUCUUCAGGGUAA
Bursaphelenchus xylophilus (pine wood nematode) is the source of this 1661-nucleotide messenger RNA. The record is from the annotation of a GenBank genome assembly. NCBI's taxonomy places the organism in Eukaryota, Metazoa, Nematoda, Chromadorea, Rhabditida, Aphelenchoididae.